Lingula anatina is the source of this 1482-nucleotide messenger RNA. RefSeq lists its product as uncharacterized. The record is from RefSeq and is a predicted model, not a curated record. Lineage: Eukaryota; Metazoa; Brachiopoda; Lingulata; Lingulida; Lingulidae. Gene Ontology annotation, biological process: Notch signaling pathway; protein ubiquitination.
AUGUGCAUCAUUGGGCCCGAAGCGGAGGUUGAAGACAUGCUAAGGAUAUAUGGAGUUCAAAAUCAUCCAUUUCCUGAAUCAAAUAUGGCAUCUCUGCCUUGUCCAACUCACAGUUUUUCCACACAGAUAUUCACCGCUUCUUUGAAUCCCGACGUUGAGCUUACUAUACGCACCGGUGAUAUUACUGAAGAGCAAGUCGAUGUUAUUGUAAACACAACUGACUGUGACUUGACACACAAAGAAGGCGUGUCGAAGGCUAUCGCAACAGCUGCUGGUCCAAAACUUAUCCAAGAAUCACAAAAAAAUUUUUUAAAACACGGCAGGCUUGAAGAAGGCAAGGUUGUCAAAACAAGCGGAGGAAAGUUGCUGUGCAGUUAUGUUCUUCAUGCCAUUGGUCCAUCAAAGCGCACAGUUUCAACACAUCGGCAUAUUCCUAUCCUUGAAAAAACAUUGAUAAAAGUAUUUAAAAAAUGUGACGAAGUUGGGGCUCGCAGCGUUGCUUUGCCAGCGGUCGGUAGCGGGCGAAAGGGCAUCCACGCACACGACUGCGCAGAGGCAAUGCUAUAUGCUAUUGAGGAAACGACACAGAAAGGGAAGACCUCGCUCAAAGACGUUAGGAUUGUAGAUGUUAAAAAAGAAACUGUACACGAAUUCAUAAAAGUUUUCAAGAAAAGGUAUGCUGAGCAUAACCCUCAAGACAUGACUUUUGAAAAAAGGGACAAGAUGGGUCUUUGGGAUCAAAAGCAUGCAGAAGGAUCUGAUAGCGACGAAGAUGACUUAAGCGUGGGGCUUUCUUAUCAAAUGCACGCGACCAACAUUGGUAGUGAAGCAAGUGGUAGACACGAAUUUUCACAAAAUGUAUCAUCCACCACGCACCUGCUGCAGCCUGAUGUCUCCAAUCCAGACCUUAAACCGCUUCAUGACACCGAUGAAACAUGUCCGAUCUGUAUGGAUUCUUUUCAGAACAAGACGACUCUUGACCGUUGCAAGCAUAGUUUCUGUAAGGACUGUUUAGAAAGAUCUUUACAACUCAAGAACAAAUGUCCCAUAUGCGGUGACAUUCUUGGUGAACAAACAGGUGACCAGCCAGAUAACGGUACCAUGACUGUAUCGUACUGGCAUCGGCCACUUGAAGGUUACGAGGGGGUUGGCACCAUUGUCAUUGAUUAUUAUUUCCCCUCGGGUGUGCAAAAGUCCGAGCACCCAGACCCAGGGUCACGGUACCAAGGGACUUCCAGGACGGCGUACUUGCCUGACAGCAAAGAAGGACGAGAGGUGCUGAGGUUGCUGCAGAGGGCAUUCGAAGCCCGUCUUCUGUUCACAGUCGGGAGAUCGGUGACCACGGGGAGAGAGGGGGUGGUUGUGUGGAACGACAUCCAUCAAAAGACCAGCCCCAUCGGAGGCCCUCAGAGAUAUGGUUAUCCUGAUCCGACAUACCUGUCCCGCGUGAAGGAGGAGUUGGCUGCCAAGGGAAUCAAAUGA